AUGGCGGCACCUCCCGUCGUUCAGUACACGCAUGCGUCCAUCGCCGAGCGCCGUAUCAUGCGGAAGAACGCCAUCCCAGAACAUGCCUACACUGGGUACGUUGGUUGUAUUCAUCCUGAUAACGACUUUGCCUUUUUUAGGUACGUGCCAAAGGACACACGCGAACAGCCCGACGACCCCAAGCCGGUGGUUGGAAAGAUCAAGCAUGCCAUUGUGGGCUACCGAGGUCAUCGUCACAACAAGGAAGCCAUGAUCGGCACCACCUUCACCCGUGGGUUAGAAAUUGUACCACAACCCGUUCGCCUUCGAAAACCCUACGCCAUGCCACAGGCAAACAAACAGUUGCCCAUAUCGGCGUCAGGGUACGGAGGGUUCGACAAGCUGUCUGGAUAUGGCCAGUUCCUUUCGAGGAGCCAAGCAGGCAGACAAGUGGCUGACGCAUCAGGUUAUGGGGAAAUGGACAACGAGACCCAGUACGGGCAGUUUGCAGCGCCCCCAAGGCCACACGAUGACGUGCGGUCAACCUAUGGGGAAUUUGCACAAGCCAGCAAGUACGGACAGUUUGCUCCACCUCCAUCUGCGUCAGGAUACGGCAAAUUUGAGAAAAUGAGUGGCUACGGGCAGUUUGCUCCACCUGCAGCAGAGUCAGGAUACGGCAAAUUUGAGAAAAUGAGUGGCUACGGGCAGUUUGCCCCACCUCCAGCUGCGUCUGAGUACGGCAAAUUCGAGAAAAUGAGUGGCUAUGGACAGUUUGCUCCACCUCCAUCUGCGUCUGAGUACGGCAAAUUUGAGAAAAUGAGUGGCUACGGGCAGUUUGCCCCACCUCCAGCUGCGUCUGAGUACGGCAAAUUCGAGAAAAUGAGGUACGGAGGGUUCGACAAGCUGUCUGGAUAUGGCCAGUUCCUUUCGAGGAGCCAAGCAGGCAGACAAGUGGCUGACGCAUCAGGUUAUGGGGAAAUGGACAACGAGACCCAGUACGGGCAGUUUGCAGCGCCCCCAAGGCCACACGAUGACGUGCGGUCAACCUAUGGGGAAUUUGCACAAGCCAGCAAGUACGGACAGUUUGCUCCACCUCCAUCUGCGUCAGGAUACGGCAAAUUUGAGAAAAUGAGUGGCUACGGGCAGUUUGCUCCACCUGCAGCAGAGUCAGGAUACGGCAAAUUUGAGAAAAUGAGUGGCUACGGGCAGUUUGCUCCACCUCCAGCUGCGUCUGAGUACGGAAAGUUCCAAGACACGAGUAAUUAUGGCCAGUUCGCUCCGCAACCGCCGUCCAACAAUGCCGAGAAUGCAAGUGGACACCGCCAAGGUGCUGCCGCCCUCCCAAACAAACCCAUCCCCCAAGACCGGACCCGUGACAGAGGGAAGGCGGAGACGAUUCCCACAAGUCAUGUUCGUCCAGAAAACCCACCUCACGACCAACUAACUGACCCCCACAAGCCCCCCCUUCGAGCACCCCGCCCCCCUCUCAACGAGAUUCAGUUCGACGAUUUGUGUCGAAACGAAGGGCUUCGAGACGCGUACAUUCGCGUGCUCCGACGCGUGGGUGGGGCCCCGGUGGUGGCAUCGCUUUUUCAGAGGAUUUCCAACGUACUGCGACAGCAAAAAGGCUCCAAGACGGAAACCAAGCAGCGUGUCAAAGUCGCCUUUGAUUUGGUGGUAUCCCGAGGUCUCAACAUCAUCUGA
Messenger RNA from Aphanomyces astaci, 1683 nucleotides. RefSeq lists its product as hypothetical. Bases 1 to 1683 code for a protein of 560 amino acids. The transcript is spliced from 3 exons. The record is from RefSeq and is a predicted model, not a curated record. NCBI's taxonomy places the organism in Eukaryota, Oomycota, Saprolegniomycetes, Saprolegniales, Verrucalvaceae.